AUGUCGUCUACGACAGAAUCAUCGGCCUCGCCUCAUGAGGAGAUAGUGUUUGACUAUCUUCCGUAUAUCGAUCAGGAGCCGUCUAACGACGUUCUAGCAGUGGUGGACGAUUUGAUUCAGGAAGAACUGAUGAACUUUAAUUUGCAUCAAUUGCAUCCGAAAUUGCGUAGCGGAACUGUGGACUUGGACAACGAGUCGCGGAGCCUGCCAGUUACCAAUGAGGGAAUUGGAGGAAUCAGUAUAUCAAGCUACAGCAACCUACUGAACGAGCAGAACGAACCAGACAUCAAGAAGAUGAAGACGGCGUUGUCAUAUGCUCAGCUACGGUACCGGACUCUUCUCCUCAACGGCCAGGAGAACGCACAGGAGAUCAACAAGAACAAGUGGAUGACGCAUUUGGAUAAUUUGAAGCAGCACCAAGAGGCACUAGAGCGCGCUAUUGAACGAAAGAGACGACACAAGGACGAAAUUAACGAGGAACGCAAACGGCAAUGCACAGAAUUCGAGCCUAUGAACGAGUAUUUGGGAACAAGAUGGACCGAGAAAAUGGAAGAGCUGAUCGACAUUGGCGUCGAGACCGCUCUUCAGGAACUGGAGGACUGA
Messenger RNA from Ogataea angusta, 603 nucleotides. RefSeq lists its product as uncharacterized. Bases 1 to 603 code for a protein of 200 amino acids. NCBI's taxonomy places the organism in Eukaryota, Fungi, Ascomycota, Pichiomycetes, Pichiales, Pichiaceae. Gene Ontology annotation, biological process: mRNA processing. The transcript has a single exon. The record is from RefSeq and is a predicted model, not a curated record.